AAGAAAACAAAUUUAGAAAGAAAUAAGAAAGAAAAAAAAAAGAAAAUUGAAAGAUGGGGGGAAAAGAAAAAUGAAGAAAAAAAAGGGCACCCACUCUGUUCUGUUGGAUAGUCUGCAUCCCACGUACCAAUCUACAACUAAUCUCUCUUUCUUUAUUUACAAAAUAUUGCAAUUUGGAUCUAAUACUAAUUCAGGAUUUGCAUUAGAAAACCACUGUAAGUUGUUUAAAUCAUUUGCCAAAUCUUCUCAUUUGGCAAAAAAAAAAAUAUUCAAGAUUUCUUUGUGAAUGUUUAUUUGCCAUUAGAUUUAUUCAAGGCUUUGAAAAGGGUGUGAUUUUUGUGUUGUUUAGUGUGGAAUGAAUGGUUGUAAAUGUGGUUUUUGGUUGUGUGUUUAGUGGGAUGUUUUAUGGUAUAUUUUGUAUUUUUGAAAUUUUAUUGAUAAGGUGAAUCAAGAUUAAAGGGUUUGAUUUCUUGGAUAUUUUGUGUUAAAGUUUGAGUUUUUAUUGAAUAAGUGGAUCAAGAUUCAAAAGGGGUUGUGUUUAGUGGGUUGAUGGCAUGGUUUAUGGUAGUAUUUUGUGUUAAAGUUUGAGUUUUUAUUGAUAAAGUGAAUCAAGAUUCAAAAGGGGUUGUAUUGGAUUUAGUUAAAUGGUAGUUGGGUUGGUGAUUUCUUGGAUAUUUUGUGUUAAAAGUUUGAGUUCUUAUUGAUGAAGUGGAUCAAGAUCCAAAAGGGUUAGUUGGGGUGGUGGUUUCUUGGAUAUUUUGUGUUAAAGUUUUGAGUUUUUAUUGAUGAAGUGAAUCAAGAAUCAAAAGGGGUUGUACUCAAUAGUGCUGACUAGAAUGUGUUUUGAAGGUUAUUGCAUUGGUUAUUGGAAGUGGUGGAACCAAUAACUAGGACAAAUGAGUACUUUCAGUAGAAGUUUCUCUCAUAAACAGAGGGCAUUGACAGUUAGCAGUCCUAGGUUGUUCGAUAAGCCAGUUAGCAGCCCUAAAUUUAGUAGGAAAAGUGAGGUUUCAAGACUUUUUUGUGUACUUAUAGCAAUUGGAUCUGUUGUUUCCUUUUUCUUGGCAAUUGGAGGAGGGUAUUUAUAUGUCCUACCCAAUCUUACAAAAUCUUAUCAUGAGAAAAAUCUUGUUAGUUUUAAUGGUUCAGAUAGUUUUUGUGAUAUAUUUGAUGGAAAAUGGGUAGUUGAUAACAGCUACCCAUUGUAUAAUGCCUCAGAAUGCCCUUUUGUGGAGAAAGGAUUCAACUGUUUGGAUAAUGGUAGAACCGAUGAUGAUUAUCUUAAGUGGAGGUGGAAGCCAAGGAAUUGUGAACUCCCUCGGUUUGAUGUGCAUUAUAUGUUGAAAAUUCUCCGAAAUAAAAGAAUUGUAUUCGUUGGAGACUCGAUGAGUAGGACUCAAUGGGAGUCUUUGAUAUGCAUGCUAAUGAGUGGGGUGCAAGAUAAGGGAAGUGUAUAUGAAGUAAAUGGGAAUAAGAUCACAAAGUUAAUUCGAUUUCUAGGAGUGAGGUUUAGUUCCUUCAAUUUCACCAUUGAAUUUUAUCGAUCAGUAUUCCUUGUCCAACAUACUUGGUCUUCCAAAUAUGGAAUAAAGAGAGUUAGAUCAACCCUUACGUUGGAUAAGCUUGACGAUAUCAGCAAUGAGUGGAUCAAUGCAGACGUCCUCAUAUUCAAUUCUGGACAGUGGUGGGUACCUGGGAAGCUUUUUGGAGUGGGGUGCUAUUUCCAAGUAAAUAAUACACUGAGGCUUGGAAUGUCAAUUCCGGCGGCAUUCAGAACUGCCCUUGAGACUUGGUCAUCCUGGAUUGAUACCAAAAUUAACCCUAACAGGACGCGUGUGUUUUUCAGAACGUUUGAACCUUCUCAUUGGAGCAAUCUAACUCAGCGAUUGUGCAAUGUGACAAAUCAACCUCUUUCGGAGACUAAUGGUCAGGGGAGUAUCUCAUUUUCAGAUACUGUACUAGAGGUGGCACACGGCAUGAAAGUUCCCGUUAAUGUGCUACACAUAACUCCCAUGUCUGCGUUCAGGAAAGAUGCACAUGUUGGUCUUUGGAGUGAUAAUCCAUCUCUGUCUGAUUGCAGUCAUUGGUGUCUACCUGGAGUUCCUGAUAUUUGGAACGAAAUGGUCCUCUCAUACCUGCAUGAUAACUAUCGACAUACGUCAUUGUAUCGACAAAGCGAAUUCAAUGGCUUGGACUGAUGAUGUAUUAUCAUAUGAAGGAAAUAUACUGGCUUAUGCUUUUAUAUGGAGGUCUAUCAAUUUUGCAAAGCAGUUUUGAACAGAAAUGUAUAGAUACAGUGAGAAGAUAAUUUGUACCGGGAAAUUGAUUUCUUUUUCAUCUUUAUUUUUUUGGGUUCACUAAAUUUGUUUUGUAAGAGGGAAAGAGAAAAUUGUAUAUCAUUCCCAGAAUGUGUCUUGUUUCUUGAUAUGUAAUGUAGUUUUCAAAAAAUUAUAUGUUAAUGAGAAGUGUUACAUCUGAA
This is a messenger RNA of Capsicum annuum, 2479 nucleotides long. Its product is annotated as protein trichome berefringence-like 7. The transcript has 4 exons. Lineage: Eukaryota; Viridiplantae; Streptophyta; Magnoliopsida; Solanales; Solanaceae. Gene Ontology annotation, cellular component: Golgi apparatus. Gene Ontology annotation, molecular function: O-acetyltransferase activity. The coding region runs from base 897 to 2198 and encodes 433 amino acids. The record is from RefSeq and is a predicted model, not a curated record.